GGCGUCUUUUGAUGUUGUUGUUCGUGCUGACUGCUCUGUUUGUAGUCGAGUCAAUUCUUUUUCUUCCUAUUCUUCAAUGGAAUACGAAUGGUCAGUCAAGUCUGCCGACAAGAAGCCGACAGGAACGGGAAUCCAAGAUCAAGCAUGCAAUGUUCCGCCAUCAGCUCAUUCAAGAAAAGCGAAACCGUACGAAAUACAUCCGAGUUGAUUCCACAAGCCUCCAUCUGCCAAAACAUUUGUUACCUCUCAAAAAAUCUUCUAAUACCUGGUUUUCUAAUAAUGCCUCCCAGAUGUUGCACUGUGAGGAUAUUCUGGAGAUAAGUCUGGUGAAACGAAUCGGAAAAGGUACCACCAAAGAGGUGUGGAAGGCGACUUAUCAGCAGAAAGAAGUCGCUGUAAAGUUAGUGUCUAAGUCCGUUGAUGACAUAAGGACGUGUAUGAAAAGAGUACAAGCUGAUGAGGAGGAGCGACGAAGGUGCUAUACAUAUGCUAAUUACAAACUGAUGAAAGAAAUAUCACUGCUACUGGAUUUACAACAUUCAAAUAUAAUCAAGAUCCUUGGAUACUGCAUUCUUCAAGAUGAAUCAAUCUUUGGUGAUGAUCAUAGCAUCGUUUCUGUUGUUGAGAUCGGAGAGAGAAUAACAAGGAAAAAAGUCUUGGGCAUGUCGUGGACAAAGCGAAUGCAGGUAAGAAUCAAAAGAACAAAAACGGAUGUAAAACCCUAAAUUAUAAAAACAAGU
Molecule: messenger RNA, 740 nt
Organism: Anneissia japonica
Lineage: Eukaryota; Metazoa; Echinodermata; Crinoidea; Comatulida; Comatulidae
Product: extracellular tyrosine-protein kinase PKDCC-like
Exons: 2
Coding region: 12-725 (237 amino acids)
Biological process (GO): protein phosphorylation
Molecular function (GO): non-membrane spanning protein tyrosine kinase activity; ATP binding
Source: RefSeq, a predicted model, not a curated record